Triticum aestivum (bread wheat) is the source of this 726-nucleotide messenger RNA. RefSeq lists its product as uncharacterized. Bases 84 to 458 code for a protein of 124 amino acids. The transcript has 3 exons. NCBI's taxonomy places the organism in Eukaryota, Viridiplantae, Streptophyta, Magnoliopsida, Poales, Poaceae. The record is from RefSeq and is a predicted model, not a curated record.
UUCUGGAAGCAUUCAGGAGUCGGUCAUUUCCCCGUUGGUCGCUCCUACGCCGCGACGCCGACUUCGAUCCUCCGGCGACUCCGAUGGCUUCUCCCCUGCUCCGCUCCUCCGCCGCCAUCCUCCGCCGAUCGAACCCGCGGGCGUGGACCUUCCCCCGGCGCCCCGCCCAGUCCUCCGUCGAGUGCCCCCGCUUCCUCAGUGCUGGGGCUGGGGGGGUCGUCGAACCCAAGGCGUGCUGCGUGGCCCACAUGCGCAUGGAGGCGGCCCUGGAGAAGUUUUCUGAGAACUUGUGCGUGAUGGAGAAGGAUAUUGGUAUUCUGCUAGAACAUGAGAGACGCUUCGAGCGCAGGGAGCAGUUCCACAAGAGACUGUCGUACGUCCUCAUUCCUGGUGCCAUCUUCGUCUUCUGCCCGGACAAGAAGAGGGAACCCUCGACGGAGGGGCAGUCGGGCGUCUAGCUUCAUCCGUGAAAAUCUAGGGGCCUUCUUCAUGUGACCAGUGGUAACGGAAGGUUCUUGAACUGUGUGGUUGGUUGAUUGAGUUGCGAAGUUUGGUUGGUUGGGUUUUCUGAUCACUCAGUUUGGAGGCGGACGGGUAACGAUCUUCUGUACCAGACGCUGGGGGCGUUGGAUGAUCUGGCAAAAUUAGGAACAAAGUCUUUUGUUGCUUCCAAGGUGUUGGUUUGAAUGGAAAUCGAAACAACCAUCCAUCGUGGUUUUCUUGUUG